UCAACGUGCUCCUCUGCCGACAUCGCCAACGACCAGCUGCCCCCUCCUCAUUAUCCCCGUGCCUGAUCCCCGAUUGAGCAGAUAAUCAAGCCCCAUUCUUGCAGCAUCCGUGGUGUUGAUUUCCUUCCCCUUCUAUCCUCUCCAGUAACCCCCAGCAGGGCACCAUUAUUAGGCUGAUAAUGGUCCUCCUUCCCCUUCCCUACCACUAGUGGCAUGCCAUUGAUGCCAUCUUGAUACCCUCCAACUUCUCGUCUCCGCUCGCUCUUCCAGAUCUCAUCCGCUUCUCCCUCUUGGCACUGUCCUGUUUCUUGCUGCUCCUGUCUCCGCGUGUGAUUUGAGUCUGACUUCGUUCUGUGGCGCUUCUUGCUUUUGUUUCUUGGCUGCUCCUGCUCGCGUUCUUGGGUGUGGUGGAAGAGCGGAGAUGGGGUUUUUCAGCGCCGUGCUGGGUUUCUUUGGGUUUGGAGUGGGACUGACCUUGGGGCUCGGGAUUGGGUACUACCUCUUCAUCUACUUCCAGCCCACCGAUGUGAAGCACCCUGUGAUCAGGCCACUUGUUGAACUUGAUACAAAAUCACUGGAGUACAUGCUUCCUGAGAUUCCUCUUUGGAUAAAAAAUCCAGACUUCGAUCGGAUUGAUUGGCUAAACAAAUUCAUUGAGACUAUGUGGCCCUAUCUUGACAAGGCAAUAUGUAAAAUGGCAAAGGAAAUCGCCAAACCAAUUAUUGCUGAGAACACUGCAAAGUAUAAGAUUGAUUCAGUUGAAUUUGAGCCAUUAACAUUAGGCUCACUGCCGCCAACAUUUCAAGGGAUGAAGGUCUACACCACUGAUGAACAAGAACUUAUAAUGGAACCUUCAGUAAAGUGGGCUGGGAAUCCUAAUAUCACCGUUGUAGUCAAAGCAUAUGGGCUAAAAGCAACGGCACAGGUAAUUGAUUUGCAAGUAUUUGCUCUACCACGCAUAACCUUGAAGCCACUGGUUCCUAGCUUUCCAUGUUUUGCUAAAAUACUCGUUUCACUCAUGGAGAAGCCCCAUGUUGAUUUUGGUCUGAAACUCUUAGGAGCAGAUCUCAUGGCUAUGCCUGGCCUUUUUGGAUUUGCUCAGGAAACUAUCAAGACCCAGGUAGCAAAUAUGUACUUGUGGCCCAAAGUUCUCGAGGUGCAAAUCAUGGAUCCUGCAAAAGCACAAAAGAAGCCUGUUGGAAUUCUCUAUGUUAAUGUAGUACGGGCUGUUAAACUCACCAAGAAAGAUCUGUUGGGCAAAUCAGAUCCAUAUGUGAAGUUAAAGCUAACAGAGGACAAACUUCCGUCAAAGAAAACAUCAGUGAAGCGAAGCAACCUGAACCCUGAAUGGAAUGAGGAAUUCAAAUUAGUUGUUAAAGACCCAGAAUCUCAAGCUCUGGAGCUCACUGUUUAUGAUUGGGAGCAGGUUGGGAAGCAUGACAGGAUUGGAAUUAAUGUUAUUCCACUGAAAGACCUUACUCCAGACGAGACAAAAUCUGUUACACUUAACCUGCUGAAGAGUAUGGAUGCAAAUGACCCAGCAAAUGAGAAGUUCCGGGGGCAGCUCACUGUUGAUGUAACAUAUAAGCCAUUCAAGAAAGAUGAUUCUGAUGUUGAGACGAGUGAUGAGUCUGGUGUCAUCGAAAAGGCUCCUGAUGGCACGCCAGAAGGUGGUGGUUUGCUGGUAGUUAUUGUCCAUGAAGCACAGGAUGUUGAAGGAAAGCACCACACUAAUCCAUAUGUGCGAAUUUUGUUCAAAGGUGAAGAAAGGAAGACAAAGCAUAUUAAGAAGAAUAGAGAUCCACGAUGGGAACAAGAAUUUGAGUUUGUUUGUGGGGAACCUCCUAUAAAUGAAAAAAUGCAAGUUGAAGUCAUUAGCAGGCCAUCAAGUCUUGGCAUACAUUCGAAGGAAAGUCUUGGCUAUAUUGUAAUUAGCCUUGCCGAUGUUAUAAACAACAAGAGGAUCAAUGAGAAAUACCAUCUCAUUGACUCAAAAAAUGGCCGCAUUCAAUUGGAAUUGCAGUGGAGAACAUCCUAAAAGACCUCACGGGCUGAAGCCAUGAACCUGUAAAAUUUGUUUCUAUUCUAAACUUACCACACAUGUAAGUAUAAGCAUUUGUGGACAUCUUAUUUAGUUAUUUAAAACUGCUUUUGUUAUAAUUUCCAAGUUGUUCUGGACAUCAUGUUUCUCCAGUUUUAGUAGAUGUGGUUCUGAACGGAAAGUGUUUAUCGAGAUGAAUCACAGGAUUGAUAUUAUGCAAAACAUUCUAUAGUUUGUUGCAG
Messenger RNA from Panicum hallii, 2283 nucleotides. Its product is annotated as synaptotagmin-2-like. Gene Ontology annotation, cellular component: endoplasmic reticulum. Gene Ontology annotation, molecular function: lipid binding. The transcript is spliced from 12 exons. Bases 422 to 2038 code for a protein of 538 amino acids. The record is from RefSeq and is a predicted model, not a curated record. NCBI's taxonomy places the organism in Eukaryota, Viridiplantae, Streptophyta, Magnoliopsida, Poales, Poaceae.